Molecule: messenger RNA, 4021 nt
Organism: Brassica rapa (field mustard)
Lineage: Eukaryota; Viridiplantae; Streptophyta; Magnoliopsida; Brassicales; Brassicaceae
Product: exopolygalacturonase
Biological process (GO): carbohydrate metabolic process
Molecular function (GO): polygalacturonase activity
Source: RefSeq, a predicted model, not a curated record
UACCACUAGUUAUUAAAUAAAAUAUAGUAAAAUAAGCAUUUUAAAGAUUUAGUGUGAUGAAUAGUGUUACACCAAAUUUGGUGGGAUGAUAUCAACUUUGGUGUAUUGUUGGAGAUAAAAUUACACUAAAUUUGAUGUUUUGGUGUCUUGUUGGAGAUGACCUAACUAGUCUAAUAAUAAUAGUUCCAUGUGUAGCUAUAACUUGUAUACUGUAAAUGUGUAAGAGCACCUUUAACGGCAAUAUACUCACAACGAAUUUUGUCGGCCACAAAAUAAUCUUUUUAAUAUAGUUUCAGAAAAUAAUUAGAUUUUAUUUAAUUUUUAAAAAGUAAACCAACAUAAACAUAGCUAAAUGUGUACUAGAAGAUAUCUGAAAAGUUCUAAAAGAACCUUUGUCUUGCCUCUCUCUUCGACUUUAUAUAUUUUUGAAUUUUUUUUUCCAGAUAUCCAUUAAGAUCCCUACAAAGAUGCUCUUAAUGUGGCACAUAGCCACAUAUACAUACAGUCAUAAGUCAUAACCAUCAACAUUAUCAUAUAUUCAAUUACUAUUCACUCAAAAUAUUAUCAUUCCAUCUUGAUAAGAUCUUGCUCUAUCUUCUAAUCAUAAUUUUUUCUAUAUGUAAGGAAGUAAUAGAUUGUGUUCCCCAUAUAUAUAUUUACUAUUAACGUUUAAUGUAAUCCUCUGAUUUUGUUGCUCUAUAAAUAAGAAGCUCAAACGCUUCAGUUUGCUCCAACAAAUCCAAAAAGAAAGAAAGAAGAAAUCAGAUCAAUGGCGUCUAGGUUUCUGAUCCCUUGUAUCUCUCCUCUCUUUCUAUUCUACUUCUUCCUCGCCAUCUCAAGUACUCAGACUAAUGCAUUUCACGAUGGACAAAAGGUCUUCGACGUCAGAAACUACGGUGCUCGUGGCGACGGCAAAACAAACACAUACAAUGCUCUUGCGUUUACAAAAGCGUGGAACGACGCUUGUCAAUGGAGUGGUGGAAGAUCAACGGUCUAUAUUCCCGCAGGAAAAUUCUAUCUCGAUCAAAUAACGUUCUCUGGUCCUUGCAAAAGGCAUGUUACUUUUACAAUCAGAGGAACGUUGUUGGCUCCUCGGAUCCUUUACGCGGACAAACGAGCAGAAUGGAUCGCUUUCCGUUACGUCGAUAACCUCACCGUUAACGGAGGGGGAAUACUUGACGGUCAAGGAUCUUACUCUUGGCGCCAUCUAAAUGAUUGUGACAAAAACCCUAACUGUCGUGCUCUAGCUAUGAACAUUGGGUUUUCUUUCGUUAGAUCCGCGAGGGUUAACGGUCUAAGAUCGAUCAACAGCAAAAUGGGACACUUCAACUUAUACGCAGUCGAGAAUUUUAACAUUACCCGCGUCAAAAUCACCGCUCCCGGAGAUAGCCCUAACACUGACGGAAUCAAGAUCGGGAGGUCUAAGGAUAUGCAUAUUUCCAACGUCAGUAUCGGAACCGGUGACGAUUGUGUCGCAAUUCUUGACGGAACCACCAACUUGGAUAUCUCUAAUGUCAGGUGCGGACCAGGGCACGGGAUUAGUGUCGGGAGCAUUGGGAGAUUCAAAGAAGAGAAGAGCAUUGAGGGCAUAACCGUAAGAAACUCUGUACUCAAGGGUACAAUGAACGGUUUAAGGAUCAAAACAUGGGCUAAGUCGGCCUCAGAGAAUUCGGUUUCGAAAUUCUUGUUCGAGGAUAUCCAAAUGAUCAAUGUUCGAAACCCCAUUGUCAUCGACCAGCAGUAUUGUCCACACAACCUAUGCGACAGUCCUGGAAAGUAUAAUUCUCAUGUUCAGAUCAAAGACGUGAAGUAUACCAGCAUUUGGGGAACGUCGGCGACUCAAGCGGCUUUGAUGCUGCAGUGUAGCAAAGCGUUUCCUUGUCAAGGCGUUGAGCUCUCAGACAUCAACUUGGUGUACAAAGGACGCAACGGGUCAGUCACGGCUACGUGUGAGAACGUUGGUGGUUCGGUUUAUGGGAAGAUCGUGCCUGGUGAUUGCCGGAUGCGAUGAUCUAAAACUAGUCCUGUGUUAGGUUUGGAUUUUUAGAUUGUAAUAUUUCGUAUACAGGUUGUCCUCGAUCUAAUACUGAAGCUUAUCUAAAACUUUAUUAAACUCCAAACAUAUUAAUAAUAGUUAAAACACAAAAUUGUGAUGUCAAGCGUCUCCAAAAGUGACUUCAAAUAUGAAAUUUUGCAUUCUCUUAAAGUAACGUCAAAAAUUUGAAGUUUUGUAAAGUAAAAUUUAAAAGUUCAAAUUUGAAAAUUUACAGUAUAAAACUCUAGUGCAAAAUACAAGCAUGUGAUAGGGUCUAAGACUUAAAUGCAGUAAAAAUAAAUGUCAAGAUAAAACUCUACACAAAAUUUAAGACAACCGCUACUCAAAACAACAUAUUCUUAAAACCAGUUGAGAACCUUUAGGACAUGAGACAUGGCUUUUUAAUUGGAUAAGUAACACAAUUCAUUAAACUUAAUACACCAAGACUUAAAAACUUAAUUAAAUCAUUUAUAUGUCAUUAAUAUCAUUCUUAUUUUUUUUCUUAUAAAUCAUAAAAUUAUUUUUUAUAUCUAACAAGAUCCAUUAUGCAUAAGUUAAAAUCAAAUAUUAAUACUACAUAUAGAUGCAAUUGAACUAUAUUAAAUUACAGUAAAAUUAAAAUAUAAAAGAUGAGAUAUUUAGUAACUAUCUCACCAUUGGACUUAAUAAAUUGAGAUUAGUUUCUUAACAUAUUUUUACGUUUUUUUUUCUUUCUUUUUUUAUCAUCAACAUACUUAGUGAGUAUCUAACUAAUAAGGUUGUUCUUAAAGUGUCUACGGUUUCUUGCAUGCUAUAGUUUGUAUCUUGACAGACUUUUUCAAAUAUAUAAUUAUGUUAUAUUUUGUGUCAUGUAAAGUAUUGUAAUUAUUCACCUUAAUAUAUUAGCAUUUUUUUAGUUAUGAGUAGUGUAAUUUUUAUAUUUUCACCGAUAUUAUAUUGGCGGAUUACAUAUACAUUACAUGAUAUACACAACGAAUAAACUCAUUUAAAACAUGGAAUUUGUAUUUGUUUCUUGCUGUUUGAUUUCAUUCCAAAAGUAGUUGAUUCUAUAGUGGAUCAAAACUAGAACAUGAAAUAUUUUUUUCUAUGUCUAAUUUUAUUUACUUCUAUUCACAAAAAUUUCUUGCUAAAUCUAGAUUUAUUUUUCUUCCUUUUUUCCAUAUAAAUAUUUAUAGUAACUCUACAAUUUGAAAUUCAUUUUUUUUUAAAUAUAUUCGUGUUGACCGAAUCCCAUAAGAGUUUGAAAUGUUGACAUCAAGAUGACAUUAUCCGUGAAUGUGGAAAGUCUGAUAAAUAAAUGUGAAUCUUAUCUUAUGUGAUAAGACUUGCGCCUUGGACAUGGUAAGUUUACAUUAAAAUUAUUAAAGAAAUAUCGUAUGAAAAAAAUUUUAUAUUAUUGAUCGAAUUAAUAUAUUUAGCUCUUAAAAAAAAAUUUAAAACCUUUUUUGUUAAGUACAUAGUUUGUUUACUAAUGAACUCAUCUCAUUUUCAAAAAUAUUUUAGGUCAAAAAAUUAUUUAUUGCAUAAAAACCUAACGUUUAGGCCGAAGAAUCUCAUGUCUACUAUUUGGUUACAAUGAAACUAUGUCAGCUUGGUUUUAUAUCAUGAUUUAGCAAUUUAAAAGUUAAUUAUGAUUAUGAGAAGUUUACGUCACGUGUCAAUCCUAUUUAUCUUCGAUAUUUUUGUUAUUGCUCGAUAUAAAUAUUGAUUUUUUAGUUUAUUCUCAUUUCAUUUUUUUAUUUUGGCCUGAGAUUUAGAAAAUGUUUAAGAUUCAAAAUUAUUAAAGAGAUCGAUACUUAGGUUAAGAUUUGCGUCUUGUGCAUAAUAAAUACUUAUUUUAUAUUUUUCUACAUAUUAUUAAAUAAUAAAAUAAUAAUUAUAUAUUAAAUAACUAAGAAAUCAGUUACUAUUAUGUAAUAAAUUGGGUUGCACAUAUAAAUCAAAUGACCGCUCUUGUUUAUUUGCAAUCAUUUUAGAAUAAAUAAA